This is a messenger RNA of Aspergillus luchuensis, 3603 nucleotides long. RefSeq names its product tubulin-specific chaperone D. The record is from RefSeq and is a predicted model, not a curated record. The transcript is spliced from 6 exons. Gene Ontology annotation, molecular function: GTPase activator activity; beta-tubulin binding. Lineage: Eukaryota; Fungi; Ascomycota; Eurotiomycetes; Eurotiales; Aspergillaceae. The coding region runs from base 1 to 3603 and encodes 1200 amino acids. Gene Ontology annotation, biological process: microtubule cytoskeleton organization; post-chaperonin tubulin folding pathway; tubulin complex assembly.
AUGGAUGCGGCCGAGGAUAGGGAGGUUAAGCUCCAGCGUGCCUCUGGAGACCUCGUCCAAGAGUUUUCCGAGAAGCUGCCAUCUCUCCUUUGGAAGACUCGACCCGAUCAGCCAAACACCCGCAUUCCACGGAGAUGGACCCCCGCCGCAAAAACAGAAAGACUCGUCGGCCUGUUGGAGCCGUUUCAGGAGUGGCCGCAGCUGUUGGACCCCCACCUGCAGGCCCUUCUACCCCCUUCAGUUGAUGCCUUUCUGGCAUAUUUGCUGAAGCAUCGCGAUCAAUACGCGUCCAAACCCGCAGGAUUGCAAGGUCAGAAGACAGCGUAUCCUCUUCCAAGAGCGAUCUGCAGACUGCUUUAUACCUUUUGCAAAGUCCGUGGAGUCAAAGUCAUCAGCAGGUUCUUGAACAAUGAGCCCAAGUACCUUGAUCCGCUGCUCCGCGCUUUCGUCGAAUGGGAUGCCGUCAAAGAUGAACCUGAGCUAGGCCUUGGAGACAUUCCCCUGCGACUGGUCUGGGAAGAACGAUAUGUGAUGCUGAUUUGGCUGUCGCAUUUGUUACUUGCUCCCUUCGACCUGGCUUCGAUGUCGUCGGAUGAUAUCCCGGUUCCAUAUGACAACCUUGGGGCUUUGAAACAGAUGCCAAACCGCACACCAGUGGUUACAAAGUCUCUACUUUCUGUGGCCUUGAAUUAUAUUAACGUCUCAGGUAAAGAGCGGGAAGCCGCUACAAUUGUUUUGGCACGACUGGUGCUUCGGCGUGAUAUGCAGGCGCUUGGGCUUUUGACUAAUUUGACGGACUGGGCGUUUUCGGUUGUUCAGCCUGCAGGUAAUCUUGAACCCCCUUCAGUCUACACGUGUAUUGGGGUGUUGUCUUUCAUCGCUCGCCUGGGUGCGUCGGGCCAGGUGGAGGACUUUGCUCCCCUGGUGUCUCCCGUCUUUGGACAGACGCUGCAGAUUCUGCAGGGCAACUCAGCUGUCUCAGACGUUAUCAAGUCUUCUGCGCUGGCAAGGAAGACUAUCAUCAAAAUCUUGCGUACGGUAACAGUUAUGGCCUUGUCACUCAGUGAGAGGGGCGACAGUACAGUCUCGGACGACCAGGUUUCUACAAUUCUAGAGGAUGCAAUUGAUCACUUCCUCGUCGCUCUUGCUGAUAAGGAUACCCCUGUGCGCUUCGCAGCGAGUAAGGCCCUAAGUAUUAUUACAUUGAAGCUGGAUCCCGAUAUGGCCGCGGAGGUCAUCGAGGCUGUUACUGGUUCUCUGGAGGAGAACAUUCUGUAUGAGAAGCGGGACGGCACCAUCGUGACACCGCUGGAGGCUCGGAGGAUAGGCAUCAACACGUUGAAACGGAAUUUGAGCGCAGUGGACGCUCAGAGGUGGCAGGGGCUGAUCUUGACGCUCGGCCAUCUCUUGUUUCGCCGUGCGCCUCCUACCCAUCAACUCAGCGAUGUGCUUCAACCACUUAUUUCGGGCCUUGACUUCGAACAACGGUCAUCAACUGGAAGUUCUGUCGGUACAGGUGUACGCGACGCCUCGUGUUUCGGAAUUUGGGCGCUGUCUCGCAAGUAUACCACCCAGGAACUGCUUGCCUUGAAACCGCAGACAAUCAGCACAGCCACAGCUCAAGGUGAAGAAGAAAGCACAUUGCAGAUGCUAGCGAUCGAACUGGUGUGUGCCGCGUGCGUUGACCCGUCUGGAAAUAUUCGGAGGGGUGCUUCUGCAGCACUGCAAGAGCUCAUCGGGCGACACCCCAACACAAUUGCCGAAGGUAUACCGCUUGUGCAAGUUGUGGACUACCAUGCGGUGGCUCGGCGCUCGCGGGCAAUGAUCGAUGUUGCCAACGCAACCGCUGCUCUCAGCCUCCAUUACUGGAGCCCACUUGUCGAAUCAUUGAUGCACUGGCGAGGUAUUGGAUCGCCUGAUGUAGAGUCUCGCAGGCAUGCGGCCAAAGCAAUUGGAGUUUUGAGUACGCAGCAGUCAUACAAAACAAUGCAACAAGUGUUCCAGCGGCUGCUGAAUAGGCUAUCUAGUAUUUCACACAGUGACGUGGAGACUAGACAUGGCUGUCUUUUGGCCAUCGCGGCUACGGUUGACGCAUUCAACGCCCACCGUGAGGGGGAUCCCAUAGAUGCAUCGGAGGCAGCGAGUGUCUCGCAUUAUGUGGCUAAGGCCUGGGAGAUAUUUGGCUCUCCGCUCGGACCAACCAAAGAUGACCUCACCCUUCAGACUUUCCGGCCUGAGCUGACAGCGGAGGCCUCUUCUCAGUUGAUCUGUUCUCUUGCUCAAUCAGUUACCCUGGCCCGUGAACCACGAAUUUCUCAGCCCUCAGUGGAUUUACUAACCAAGGCCCAAGAAACGCUCUUGCUAUGUAUAUCACGGAGCGAGGACACCUCUAUCGAGAGCUCAUCCAAUGCAGUAUCCGAACUUCUACCUCUUUUACCACCUGACAAACAAGAGAAGAUGAUUCAGGGGUGGUUUUCCCACAUCCAUACUACUUGGAACCUGCCAACAGGCCGCGGCCAGAUCACGGCCCUGGGCACAGUGUUCAAACGAAUUGACAAGAACAGUCCUCUCAGAAAAUCUAUCAUAGACAGCAUAAUAGAAUGUGCAGAGAAAGAAGAACUGAUCGAGAAGAGAGUGGCCGCUGUCAAGAGCUUGGCUACCGGUGUUCUGCCGCAUAUAGACGUGACCGAUGAUAUCCUCAAUCACCUCGUCCGUUUCCUGAAUGAUUAUACGACCGAUAGGCGAGGAGACAUCGGUUCUUUGAUUCGGCUUGAAGCGAUUCAGGCCGCGAAGACGGUCCUAGAAGCAGGACCAAGUCUUCCCAAUCAAUUGCCUGGGGUGCAAGAUAUUGUUGGGUGCCUUUGCCGACUUGCAGCGGAAAAGCUUGACAAAGUACGUGUGCAAGCUUGGAUUUGUCUUCAGGGCUACUGGGAAACAGCCAAUGGCUUUCCGCCGUUGACAAGGAAAUACGAACACUUCAGUCAUGUAUCCUCAACGGAGUAUCUGCUGCAGCUGCUCCAGUUGCAGAGUAUUGAUUGGCUGCGCCGGCCUCUGUUCCAAGGCCUUGCAACUUCGGCCGUUGCUGGUAGCGAAGGACUGAUUCGGUCGUCUCGCUCAGCUUUGGUACAGAGCAUUCAAGAAGCAGAAGAUCCGCAGGCUGCAGUAUUGGCCAUAAUCAAGGACCUGGCUGCUAUAUUGGGCGAGAACCUGCAAGACGAUCGGUUCGCGAUUCCUGUGCUUGAGGUCUUGGCGUUCCUAUUGGACAGCUUUGUCUCUUCUGUGUCCGAUGACUCGAUCCCAAGUCUGCGAAAGCUGUUUGUUCUCGUCCAAAGAGCGCACUUCAAAUCGUCAAACAUCGUCCGACUCGAAGCGGCAGUCCGGGCUUAUGCACCCCUGUCGAGGAUAGAGCAGCUACAGACGGAAGUGAUCAAGAAAAUGACGGCGCUGCUACUGCAUCCGUUCCCGAGGGUACGUAACACUGUGGCCGAGUAUAUAUACAUAGAGACGGAAGUUGAAGUAGUCAAGACGGAAGAUUGGUCCAAACCGACCAAGCAGUUGAAAGAGCAGGUUGAGAAGUUGAGGAAGACAUUGGGUUGUAAUUAG